CGGCUCCGACAGAGCAUGAAGCCCCAUUUAACCUUCCAACAAAGCAGUUCAGGAGCAACAUAAAAGCCUCCCACUGAAAAGAACACAAAAGUGGGAGGAAAAAUGACACAAAAUGACUAUUGUAUCAAUGAACGCCAAGAAGUGUCUCAGUUUAAAGUGUGGUCGAUAAGUCGUGUUGGGUACUUUGGAGACAUGAUUUAAAAAAAAGUCUCAGAAACUAUAUCCAGGUGCGGAGCUCCACUCCACUGAUAUCUCCUUAUUACAGUACAACUAAGUUUAAGAAAAGUGGAGGAAGCUUUGACAUAAAAUGCUCCUUUAAGAUGGUAUGAGUAUCUUAAGAUGUUUGUUAUUUAAGCUGCAGCACGCAGUAAUUACUGAUCUGUAACUGGAAAAUUGGGUGAUUUUCUUUCGUAUCACUUAACACGAAACUUUGCCAUGGUUCACUUGCUAUUGUUGCAUAAUUUUCUACUGUACUGCACGGUCCUGUGCGCUCCUGGUGCCCCGGCGCUGCGGCCUGUCGCUUGUGUUCCAUCACCUAGCCCCGCUCUCCCGGUCGGGGGUCGCGUUAACGAGCUCCUCCUUCUCGUUUCGGGGAUUUACCCCGGGGCGCACUGACCACUGGACGCACUGAGGAGGCACGUAGGAUUACUGCCACGCAGCCGAAUGAGCUUCAACUUAACGGAGCCACUUGAUCACAGGAUUCCGAGCUCAUUGAAAAAACAGCACGGAACAAGGCAAAUGGAAGACGGUACUACUAAAUGAAAAUAUGAAUUCACUUAUCCAGAGGUGCCAAUUACGCACAGGGGAUGCGCUGAACAUUUCAGCAAGCUAAAUCACAACAAAAGGUAAGUAGAUGUUUUUGGUUUUUUUAAUAACUACAAUCAAUAACUAGAAAUAAAAACUUUUUUUGUGAGAUCAUGUUCUCAUUGUCUCUGGCUCACCUGAGUUUAGCUGUUUCUUCCAAACAGCUGUUUUGUUUUUUUAUUCUGGAGACUUGUAGAUCUUCUGUCACUGAUGACGGUCACAUACACGGCUAGAGUUGCAAACGCCCGAUUCUGUGGCUUCUCCAAGCUGCUCUGGGCUUGGAAAGGGAGCAUCUACAAGGUGUUAUAUAAAGAAUUCCUGGCUUUCUUUGCCAUGUAUACCGCCAUCAGUAUUACUUACAGAUUUUUCCUGUAUGAUGACCAGAAAAGGUAUUUCGAAAAGCUGGCAAUUUACUGCAAUCACUAUGCCAGUCUCAUCCCCAUGUCUUUUGUACUGGGUUUCUAUGUGACCCUGGUGGUGAACAGGUGGUGGAACCAGUACACCAGCAUCCCACUCCCUGACAGACUCAUGUGCGUCCUGUCAGGCGGCCUCCAGGGGAGCGACGAGCGAGGCCGUCUGCUGAGGCGCACCAUGAUGCGCUACGCCAGUCUGUCAGCCCUGCUCAUCCUCCGCUCUGUCAGCACUGCUGUCUUCAAACGUUUCCCCACCAUGGACCACGUGGUAGAGGCUGGAUUCAUGACAAGAGAUGAGCGAAAGAAGUUUGAGGGUCUCCACUCUCCAUAUAACAAGUACUGGAUUCCCUGUGUUUGGUUCACCAACUUGGCUGCUAUGGCUCGCUGCGAGGGCAGAAUCAAAGACAAUCACACUCUCAAAUUACUGCUGGAGGAACUGAAUGCAUUCAGAGGGAAGUGUAGCAUGCUGUUUCAUUAUGACAUGAUCAGUGUUCCUCUGGUCUACACUCAGGUGGUGACUUUGGCCGUGUACAGUUUUUUCCUGGUGUGUCUAAUUGGUCGCCAGUUCCUGGACCCCAGUCAAGGUUAUCCAGGUCAUGACCUUGACCUCUAUGUGCCCAUCUUCACUCUACUGCAGUUCUUCUUUUAUGCAGGCUGGCUCAAGGUUGCUGAGCAGCUGAUCAACCCUUUUGGAGAAGAUGAUGACGACUUUGAGACCAACUGGCUGAUAGACAGAAACUUCCAGGUUUCCAUGAUGGCUGUGGAUGAGAUGUAUGGAGAUUUGCCGAUGAUGGAGAGAGACCGUUACUGGAAUGACUCCAAUCCCCGUCCACCCUACACCGCAGCCACUCUCUUCGUCCUGCGUAAGCCCUCGUUCCAGGGGUCCACUUUUGACAUGGCGAUUCCUAAAGAGGAGAUGCACUUCCAGCCUCUGGAAGAUAUUGCUGAGAACUUGGAAGAGUCAGGAACUCGCCAUCCUAACAUGGCUCUCUUCAACCGCCUUCUCAACUCAGCCCCAUCACCGACUGGCCUAAUGGGAGGGGCCCUUCGACGCACCUCAGCACAGCUCCAGAGACUGCGCCACUCCCCCGGCAUUGACCAGUACAACAGCGAUGAUGAAGACGAGGACAGCUGUAAAAUAGGUAAAGCGGGGUCUCUGCCAUCAGGGCUCGGGCAGGAGACACAGAGCACUGUGUGCAGUUUUAGGGAUGAGAAGAGUGCCAGAACGCCUUUGCUGGAGAUUCAGUUUGGGUCUGAGCAGGACAGGCCAGGAGAGCAACCUGCCAUCAAGGAGAGGAAAGAGUUGAGUAGAGUGGAGAGUAAGUGCAACGAAGAGCACCAGAUUGGGGAAGAAGAAGGGAAAGGAGAGAGCGGAGAGACAACCAGAGCUCCAGUGUCUCUGCUUCCUCCCCCACCUAAGUCCUCCAGAGAGAAGUCUUCUCGACCAUACUCCUCCAUUCCCAUCACCUCGAGUCACCCCUCUGCUCUCCUCUUUCACCCAGCUGCCCACUCUAGUCUGGAGCUCUGCAGCUCUCAGCCAGCUAUCAGUCACAACAAAGCUGUGUCCACCCCCAAACCUCCCUUGGGAGGAAACAAAAUGUCCUUCCUCACUGUGCCGUCCUUCAGUGAACCUCAGCGUUUUCGCAGUGUGAGCAUGGGGUCAGAGCUCACAGGGUCUUAGGUGGACAGUUGGUAGGUUCACAUGAACUUGCGAUGGUUUGAAAAUAUAAGGCUUGAUGCAGUGCAUGCUUUCAGAAGUGAAGUUAGUCACUGAAGUGGGACUUUCAGUCUUACUAGUUAGUAGCACCUUCGCGGCCACAGUUUUUGGAAAUUAGUUUAGUACAUAAAGCACUCUGAUUUUGUCAUGCAACUUCUGAAGUUUGGCUUUCAACAAUGAUCUGUAAUUAGUUUCAAAAAUCAAAAGGAAGAGAGGGAUAGGAAAUAUGAAUAACACUAUGUUUUGAUAUGUUUAAAGGAAUACGAUGACCUUUGGAAAUCCAUGUUUGUCUAAGAUAGAAAAAAUCUAUUUAAGUUUGAUCAUUUUGAAUUACUGUAACCGGAAGCAGGUGGAAGAUUAUUGUUAUUUCUAUCAUUUUUAAAAGGGAAGAGCUCAGAGUAAUCUGCAUGCUGCAUCUUGAUAGUCGAUGAGAGAUAGCAGAUUUUAUUUUAGAGUUGUAAAACUUAAAACUUUUAACUUUAACCAAAGUUUAUUCUGAAAAGAAAGCAAAAUGCAUGCGUGACACAGUUUUCUAUGUUCAUCUAAUUCAUCUUGAUUAUUUAAAAAAGUAAAUACAUACACAUUUAUGACUUAUUGUUUUCAUUUUCUACUACUUAUUAUAAUAUAUUCAUAAUAAUAAUAUUGGCUUAAAUUAAUUAACACAAUAAUUCAACAAAAAAUUAUACAUUUGAUACACUGUUUCAACAGACCAAUGAAUGAGUAUCUAAAAACACAUGUAUAGUUAUAAUAUAGCUACAACACUGUUAUCUGCAAGUGCCAAAUGUACAUUCUGUACCAACAGUGACCAGCAGGGGGCGAUAGCAGCAAACAAAAAACAGCACAGGCACAGAAGUCAGUUAAAAGAAAAGUCAAAGUACUUAAGCAAGCCUCACACAGGCUUUGCUCCUACAAGAGGAUACAAUAUUUUUCACAUUUCAAACUAAGGGAUGUUAACUACAGUUUCUCCCGUCACGAAUCACCAUUUCGAUCAUGUCUAACAGUUGCCUCAGAGCUAUAUCGGCUCUUUGGAUUAAUAAACUACAUUUUUAACAUCUAAUAACAUGGAACUGAUUUGGGUGCAUGGGUUGCCCAGAGCCAAAACAAGACUAAGGAGCAAUCAUUUUAGGUGGCUUGGUUGAUUUAUAGGCAGUGAAAGACUUAUUAUGGGUGGAAAAGAGGAGUGCAAAAGGUCACCUCAGUAAAGUGGGAAGUGGGAGUUGUUUGGUCGCUCAUAUUUUUAGAUUCGUAUUGAUGCUGGCUCAGUCUGAUCUUCUUAGAAGCAAAGGAGAUGGGUAAAUAACAAAAACAAGAAACAAACAGUGAUAUUGUUUAAUCCAUGCAAUCACUUGUGGACUUGUUUUUAAGUUAGUGUUAUCCUCAAAGCCAUUCUUCUUAACUUUUAUGUAUGCUUUCUGAACAGUACUGCAGUACUCGUAAUGCUUUGCCAGGCUGCCAGGAUCCAUUUCCCCUCUUCUUCCUGUCUGGGCCUUGUUUAAUAAAUCUGUGACGCUUAAAAUCAAUUUAGAGAAACAAGCAGAUACGAGCUCACCUAUGAGAUAGAUGCCUUUGUGCAGACUUGCCUCUGCAUUGCUGCUCAUUAUUUCAGAUGGAUCAAAGACAAAUAUGAGCAGAACAUAACCAAAAUACAACUGCAUGACUGACCCAAUGACACAGCAGAAGGCCCAUGACCUACCCUCAUCACAGCUCAGUGCCGCUCUCGGCUGUUUUGGAGCAGAAGACCUUACGUACAGAACAAUAUGGAGAGGUGCUCCGAAGUGUUCUGCCUCCUCUCCAAAGUCAAGGAUCCCAUCCUGCUGAUCUGGGGACAUUCACUCAGUCCCUCGGGAGGGGAUUAGUUCAGUGACACAACACAAUAAGCUUGACACACGUGGAAAUAAAUAGGGUAUAAAGCUGCGUGUCAUAAAGUGUUAUCAGCACAAAAGUUACGACCUGGAAAACAAUGCUAAUAAAGUGAUGUUAGAGAUUGAGACUGAAUCUUUUUAUGAGCUGCAUCAUGUCGCAACAAUCUGAUGUUUCUACAAAGAGCUGGCACUUACUACGGUUACACAGACAAACAUGUUUGUUUGUCUGUGUAACUGAAGUUUCAGUGACCCAAAAAUUCUGUAAUUCCCCUCAUUAUCACUUGACCAGCAUCAAAGGCCAGCAGUAUCUGCAUAUCAGGGAACAUCAAGAAACACAGAAACUGUCCGGCCACAUGUGGCUAUACUUUUGUACUGAAGCCCUCUUUUGUCAGUCUCCCAGAGUCAGUUUUUACAAAGGUCAACCCAUUCCAGUCUUUGUGCUGGCUUCAGGGGAAAUGUGGUUGAUGCUUCUGUCAUUAAGUGUGAAAACAUGAGUGUGGGGGAGGAUUUCAAAGAAGUGUGCAUUUCUCUGGAACCAGGAGAACUGAGGUCAGCAAGCAGGCUUACUGAAACUAUCUCAGUAAGCCUAAGACUCAGAGCUGCUCUGCCGUCCAACAAUCAGCCUAUAUUUACCACAUAGUAGUGUGUGUUUGCACACUUCAGUACUCACACUGUUUAUAUGUGUUUGUCACUGUGUAGUUUCAGUUUAUGGACUUUGUGGAAAAAGAAGCGUGUUCCUGAAACAGAAAAAAGCAAAAGAAACAAAAAAUGUGGGAAGAAAGGAAACUUUCACAAGAUAAGCUUCUUGGAAUAUGAAACCUGUGAAUGUUUACUUUGUUAUGACAGAUGUGGAUCACAAGACCACAACAGACACAAGAAAUGCUGCAGAUUCCUGUUAGUUAGCAUUGCUUGAACAUCAGUUGUGAAAGCUUCCUCCUACUUACUUCAAUUUCUGCUUCAUCACAGUCAGUUUCCUCGCAUCAGCUUACCCAUACCAAAACCUAUAAAUAUAAAAACACUCAAGUUAAAGGAAAUUCUUAUUUAUUCCAUCUAUAUUUAUAGCUUUCACUAUAACUCGAUCGGGAAUGAUACACCGAUACACUUUAGUCCUGGGAACACAACACACAAGUCCAGCAGGUGUAUUAAAUAUGAGUGGGUGGAUGAUCAGUGAGGCCAACCACAAGAAGACGGAGCUCCUAAACCGCUUUAUUUCAAACUAAAACUGAAAGUGAGCACGCCCAAAAUGUCAGUAAUACGUUUACAUUGCUCAGAAAAACGGUGUGUGUGAGCAAAUAUACUGUAAGUACAGUAGAGCAACUCUGGAUCAGGAAGACGGGUUUUGAAAUGUGGCAGCUUACAACAGACACUCAUUGUCUGUGUUUUGUUUUCAAGUACUUGGGAAACCUGUCUGUCCACCGGACUGCUUGUGUUUCCUGUCCUGUUAGACUUUCCUGUAAUUUUGGCAAAAUCUCGGGGAGGAAAUCGCUUUUGUGUUAAAUGAAAACAACACAAGACAACACUAAUAAAAAAACUGUUUAAAUACAAAGAGAAUAUUAAAUACACGUUAUUGCCACUGAAAGAACUUAGAGCUGCAGUGUCUUCAUGAUUAUAAUAGAUAGUAAAACACACACACACAGACACGUGAAUGCAUGCACACAUUAAAAACAAGUUGUUAAUAUGGCAGCAACAAUAUUUUUAUUGAUUUGAUUUUCCAGUGAACUGUGCAGAAACUCCGUUUACUACCUCAGCAAAGUCUAACGUCCUCUUUCAACUGCGUAAACACACAUGUGACUGCAGUCAGUGUUUGUUGUACCGUUUCUACCCUGUACUUUCACAUUUGUUUUUGUCUGGUGUGCGUGUGUGUGUGUGUGUGUUUCGGGGCACUCCCUGUCUUACACGCCCUGCCUCGUGAAGCGGUAGCUUCUGUGCUUAAGGACUCGUCUGUCUCGUUCUCCCUGUGUGUGUCUGUCUAUCAGCCCUGUCUGUUACAGACUGGUUGUCUCUCUCGUAUCUUUUUGCUCUGUACCAACUUUGUUUAAACAGAACCACUCUAUCAGUAUCGUCUGUCAGAACAGAAUGAACCUACUGUUUCUGAAUGGUCUGCUUGACAGUGUGAUGUUAUCAAGAUGAAUGGCAGAACAAAGACUUGAUUUAAGACAAAGACUUAAAGCUUUGCUAAAUGUGUCUACAGGAAUCUUAAGUGUGUAUUUAACCCAGCAUGUAGCUUAUUUCCUUAUUGCGCUUUUUUCAGCUGGUCAACAGUCUUCUUAUCUUUCAAAGGUAAUAUUUGAUGCAACGUAUUAAUUAAAGUGCCUCGCUCGUGGGUGGAUCUUGUUACCUUCAGACACAAUCAAGCUUCUCGUUUCCAAUAUUUAUGCAAAGCUAAGCAAACCAGCUUAGCUCCUGUUUGAAAACAUACACUGAUUAUCUGGUCACCCACAUACGCUGACAAAUAUUUCAUCACAGCAGGGUGCAGGAGACCCCAGGGGGCCCAGGGUUGAAUAUCAGGAUUCCAGAUUCAGUAUACGCAUGUCUUAAUGCCUAAGCAAAAUAUAUAAACAUGUGGACUAUUCUCUUGAUGGUGCUUGUUCUUCAGUCUGCUGGCAUCAGAUGACACUUAUAUAAUUCUCUGCCAAUUUAUAUUUAACAACAACAACAACCUUCUCAGAUGUACUUCCAAAGGAUCAUUUUUAAAAAAUCUAAUUAAACAGGGUCCAUGGUAUAAUCCGAAUCAGUUUUUUUUUCCUUUUGGCAAAGGGUGAGCUGUGGGUGGAGGUGAAGAGACUUUGAUAUGAAAAGGUUUGAAAUCCCUACACCCAGUGUGCUUGCUACAGAUUCACUUUUCAAGUGUUGGCAUGCCAAAUGACAGCUCCCCAACAAAGUGACUCUGUUUCCAGAGCGUGUUUUAAAUUUGGUGAGUUUGCACCUGAGUGUCUCCGUCUGGCUGCCAACCUUCAUCCGCAGCAGCAGCGGCGGCCUCAGAGCUUCCUCUGCCCGGCCACAUCGAUGUUUAUGUCUGGGCUGCAGCUCUUCAGAAGUGGCCAGAAGCAACAAAACAUGUUUUUUCCCCUUUAGGGUCUGAAAAUUGGGUAGACAAUGUCUCCACAGUCGGACUGCAGCUUAUUAUCCAAGUCAACCUGAGCAUGUUAUUAUUGAGAGUGAGGUGGAGUAGAUUUUAGAAAGGGGAGGGAUUCAAAGUAGAAUGGAAAGGAUAAUUUUCUUGCGACACUGCAGGGUGGCAUGGCGAUGCAGUGGAGAGCACGGACACCUCACAGGCACACAGUUGCUGCUUUGAAUCCAGAGUUGGAUGGCUGCAUGGGUUCUCUCCGGGAACUCCUGCUUCCUCCCACAGCCCAAAGACAUGCAUGCUAGACUAGCUGAUGAUCCUAAAUUGAUCACAAGUGUGAAUGCGAGCAUGUCUCUUUGUAUUAACCCUGCUGUACACUGACCUGUCCAGAGUGUACGCCACCCCUUGCUCUAUGGCAGCUAGGACAGGCUGCAGUUCUCCUGCAACCCUGAAUUGGAUAAGCAGUUAAGAAAGUCAAUGGAUUAAUAUUGCACCUGACAUUAAAUAACCAGUCAUGCAGGGGUUUCCCUUUAAAAUCUACUGGUGGAAGUUCUUAAAAAUAUUCCAUUUUAUAAAAGUACUUUGCUUUUUUCUCAAAAAAACUGACAGUACUGGUUUUAACUCCCCAAAAAUAACUAACAGAGCUUAAUUUGAGGUAGAAUUUAACCUAAAGAUUUUGGACGCAGAGAUUAGAUUUAGGAACUGGCAGUUUAAACCUUAAAAAAAUCACCUAAAAGUCUGCUGACUGCUGUCAACAGUAAAAAACAAGACAAAAAACUUUCCUUAAACACUCCAUCAUCAAGUACAGCUGUCCAAAUCACAGACAAGAGUUUAUUCUAUUUUUAAAGAAGUGAAAACCAAAAACUGGUGUCCAUUCAAUGGUCUAUUAAUCAUGUAGUGACAGCAUAUCUUUAUCAGGACUGGUUUAAAUAGCUUAUCUUUUGUUGUCACUGGUGAAUACCUUUCUAAAUCAGCCCUCUGAGCCGUUAUGCACCUGAAGGGGUUAUGCUGAGUCCUCUGUUUUCACUAUACACAUUGCUUCUUCUGUCUAUUUUUAAAACACACAACACGUCUCUGAUGACACUCAUGUUUGCUGAAUCCGGCCACUUGCUCUCACUUUUUGUCAGUUUUCUAGCAUUUAAGCUGAUCGCGGUUCUGUGAGGUAGUAUUGCAGAAAUCAUGGAAGGGAUCUAGUCGUUCUUUCUUCUAUUCUGUUUAAAAUGAAAAUGAAAUCUAUCCUUAACUGUUUGUCAGGCACAUAAAGCCAAUCAGGCUUUCUCCCUGUGAGCCCUGAGAGUUUGAAAUAACCUUCAGAUCAGGCUUUAUUACUAUUAAUUAGUUUAAAUUUCUGAACUGAUUAGCCUAAGUUGUGUUGUUUUUUUUUAAAAAUGUGCACCACUGUAUUUGUUGUGUGUUACAUGUAAGUGCAUUAUCUAGAUUCUAGAUAAUAUUACUAGUAAGACUGAUGUGAUUUGUUUAGUGGGCUCGUUAAGUAUUUACCGUCACAAUAUUUGAGUCAUAAAGUGACCAACAGAUAAUGUCUUCUUUAAUCUAGAUAUUAAUGAGCGGUUAAUACAAAUAUGCUUAUCUCACUGACACUUGCAUGAGAAAGUUGAUACCAUGGGAGACUGAAAAAAUCCUUAAAUAAGGGAGAAAUCUUCAGCAGCAAAGAUGGUGGUGCAAAUAUAACUUGUAGGGGGAAAAGAUCACGUGAUAUCAAAACAAUCUGAAAACAAUGAUUGCUGGAAUGUUUGGCGCAGAUAGUGUUAAAAAUCAGUCUGGUUUUUAUACUCAUUAAGCAAUCAGCCCAGCUAUUGCAUGUCUCCCACAAAAUCGUCUGAAUUGGUUGCUUUAUUUUUCAUUUAUUCUGAUUUUCUACUCUCCCAACUAUAAAUGGUAUGUUGCCAGUUAACAUCAGUAGCAUGUCUGAAUUAUUUCUAGUUAAAUACAUUUGGAUGCGAAACAAAGCAACUAUCAUGGCCCUGUGAAGAAUAUCUUGAUAAAUCCAGCAGCUGGAGGGCUGCACAUCUGCACUGUGAACAGAUGGUAAGGGCAGAACAAACAAGGCUGCUCCAAGAGCUGAGGGAUGACUAGUCGAAGGCCGACUCCCUGCCCGACCUCUACCCCCCUCCUCCUCCUCCUCCUCCGUUUAUUCUUCCUCUUUUGCCUGCUCCCAUGUCACCCCUUGGCUCCCUGAUGGAUGCUGACAGUAACGGCUGUCCUCCGUUCCCUAACCCAUCACCCCAACCCUUCCGCUCCCAUCUCUCCCACCCCCUUUCCUCAUCCCUCCUUCACUCUUCCCUUUUUCCUCUUGCCCAUUCUGGUCUGACCAUGGUGACCUCGCUUUUUGAAGAUGUCAUCCUGUGGCUUGGCUUUGAGCUUCUCAAGGGACAAUAAUGCCUGAGCUCGGCUGUCAAAAGCACAUCGAGAGCAGGAUGUGCCGCCCAUCCAUGACUAUUAAUCUCUGGUGUUCAGUUAGAUUUGCUAAGACUGCAAGCAAAUCACUGCAUAUGUCUCUGAAAUACCAAACAUGUAGUUUUACAGCAGGUAUCAAUACUUGUCUCAACUCAAAUGAAACACAGAAAUAUUUUUUGAGGUGAGUCAUUUUGACAUCUGUGUUAAGACGAAACGGUUACUCAACGUGUCACAAGUGAGCUGAUCACCAUAUGUCAAUUGUUUCUUAAAACUAGGGUGUGGCAUAACCUUAAAAAAAAAACCCUCGCACUCAGUCAGACACAUGCACGCGUUCUUCUUCACUUCCUGUUGUGCAAUUUCAUAAACCUCCGACAGCAAACUUGUUGAACUGGAUAAAAGAUGGCAAGAUAAUGGGCACAGAAGCUCGAAAUAAAAGUGGGGCAAACUUACACACAAACACUCCACAUUUCCCGCUGACAUGGGUCAGUAAUGAUGAAGUAAACUUUAUGAAACAGCACAUGAGAGGGAGGGGAAAGUGGGAGAUGUCAUCUUUCGGUGAGGACAUGCAUUAUUCAUGCUGUCAGAGGAGACGUUGGUGAAAUCACAAGAGUGUAAGUAAUAGCGUGUGUCACAUAUAUCAACAGCAAUGAUGACCUCAUUUUUAGCGCAUAACUAUGCCCGCCCACACAAUCUUUAAGGAGCCCCAGAUGCACGAGGGUGCACACACCUUAAAAACACGUGUGUGCUGUUUUUUUCUUUUCUUUUAUUAAUCAUUAAAUUAUAAUAAGUCUAAAAUAAUAACAUUAACUUGUGUUGAUAACAGGGAGUAGACAUUCUGUAGACUUUCUUAAAAUGUAAUUACUCUGAAGCAUCUUUAUCUUUCUCUCGCCUGCAUAUAGAUACACACACUUUUAUAGGCACAGCCAGCGGUGCAAGACGAACCCUUACUCUUUGCAGCACCACAGCUACAUAAAAUAGCACUCUUUUAUUUAGUAUGCCAGUUAAUAUGUCCCAAUACUUAUGGUAUGAUAACAGUAACUGGUCACAUUUUGCAGGAUGAAAGCCAGCACGCUUUUCUGCCUAAUCUGACCUCCUGUGCAGGAAACUACAAGACAUAUAUCAAGAGGGAGCACAGAUGCUUUAAGUUAUAUAUCACAUGGUCAUGUUGCGUACCUUUUAUUUCAGUUAUUAUGCUAUAUUAUAUUUAACAUAAUAUUUAGGCAGACAAAUGUAUACCCACACUCAUUUAAGGUUCACAGCUGGAGCGUUUUCCUCCAUUGGGAUAUAUGUUUUCUAUCGCUGCAUGCCAGGCAGCAUAUGACUUACAGCUGUGCAGAAAAAAUACACAUAUACUUUAUAAGUAAAGUCAUGUGAAAAGAAAGUUUUCAUGCACUAAGUACUCUCUUAUUUCUUCAGUGGGAAAUUAGAGAGUAAGUAGCAGCCAGGUGCUGAUAAUCAAAUCCAUUUGAUCAACUGAUCAUUGACAAGUGUGAAAAGCUCUAUAAAAGCAGUUUGCUGGUCUAGAGGAUUCAGGUGUGUGUUAACACAAUGCCACAGGCUCAGGACUGGGGUGAAAAAAAACCCCUCAAGAGCUACAUCUCAGACUCUAAGUUAAAUCUUAAAGUUCAUGACAGUUGGAAAGACUGAAGCCGGGCGCGGCAGCAAAUCUGCAACACAAUGACAGGAAAAGAAAAGAAACAAGGUGUUGCAAAGUUUAGACCUCAGCUUAAUAGAAGUAGUGUGGUGAGAUAUUAUGACUUUUGCAUAAACAAAUGACUGCAAACCUCAAUGAAGUGAAUCAACAUUAUAAAGAAGAGUGAGCCUAAAUUACUCCCCAAUGAUGUGGGAGACUGAUAAAGUCAUACAGAAAACAGUUACUUUGAGCUAUUGCUGCUGAAGGUGCAGCAACUGAAUCUUGGAGUGUACUUUGGUUUUUCUGCUCAUAAAUUGGUGGUCCAUGAUGAUAAAUGAACUUCUGAACUGGUUUAACCAUAAGUGCAGUGGCUGGUACAUUCUUUGACGUAUAUGUCAAAGUUCAAAAUGAUUAAGACGGUCACAUUGGUACAAUUCAAUUUUAUAAAGAAAUCCUUGUCUCAUUCUGCGCUUUCAUAGUAUGACAUGCACUUUCUUUCUUUGCUGCGCUCGUGGGCGUAUUAAAUGCGAUAAUCUUCCCAGGAGUGGACCGUUGUGGGCACAGCCACACUUAGGGAGUCCAUGAUUUAGAGCCACCAAUUAACUGAGCAAACAUGGAGAAAAUACACCCUUUGUUUAGAGGCCAACAGAAAAAAUAUCUGAGAGUAAUUACAUGAUUAAGAAAGGAAAGAAAAUGGAGAACUCCUCUAUCACUUGGUACUUUCCUUGGUCUGUGACAUAAUAAUGUCUUCUUUCUUUUUACUAGGGAAAGUGGGCAGCUUUCUAGAAUCUUUUGUAAUGUAAUGUAAUGAAAACACACACACACACACACUAAACUGUGUUCAGCUGUUUUUGUCCACAUAGGUGUAGUACCUGGCAGCAAAGCUAAACACCCGUCCGUCUACUGCCACACCUGGCUAGAACCGCAGACAACCACUUGGCAAUAAACUCUCUUUCAUACAAGCAGACAUGAGUGUACAUAACAACACACACCCACACACCACCACACUCUCAUUUGUAGCCAUGAUGAGAUGAUAUCUGGGGCACAAGUCAUUGCCAUUGUCACAACACAGACAUGCUCACAGACAGACAGACAGUGAGGCCGCACGAAACAUUUCUGCAAACACGAAGCAGACUUCAGUACACUCCCACCUUCUCAAGGGGAAAGAAACUCCUCUAAAGUAGUGAGCAGUAUUUUCCCAUGGCCCUCAAAGCCACACACACACAAACUACUCACAUAACAAAAUAUAGUCAUCAGCUUUGUGGUAAAGACCUUAAAAUAUUGUCGACUAUCAAACACAUCUCCCUCUCUUUAGUUUCACAAAGCAAUAUGUUCAGUGAUUGCAAAUACUUCUUCAAUGAGGAGACUGCGGGGCAGGUUCUUUCCCGAUUCCUCACCUCAGGCAAACCUGAAGCCAGGAGGGGAUGUCAAUAAUUUCCCAAGCCUUCAUUUUCCACUUCUGUUCUUGUCUUGUCUUGCUGCCUGUUGUUUUGCUGUUCAGGAGUCUUGAGAGGUGAUCUCAUCUGUGCCAUGCUCCUCAGCCCCUGCUCCCAAAACAACAGUGUAUUUAUCUGACCAAAAUAGCCACCUCGGGCUGGAAAAACCCUAGACAAACAGAAAUAGUCCAAGAGUUUCCAAGGAAGCUGGUCUGGACUGGAGGUGAUGCUUUUGACUGACAGCAGCCACGGGGCAACAGAACAAGACUCUACAUUUCCAACACUUAAAGUGGUGUUUAAACGCAGAUAAAUAAAAGCUCCUAUCAUUACAACUACUUCUUAGAACCACAACAGCUCGAAAGUGCAGUUCAAGGGAGGAAAAACAAAGCAAUUUAAGCUCAUUUAUAUGAAUUAUUAUUAUAUGAAUGAUUCUUUUAUUACAUGCAACUUUUAUUAUGAGUCCCUUAGAAGCAAUGUUAUUCAACGUACUAAAGGCUAAACAUUAAACAAUCCAAACUAUGAUAGAUUUAUCUGUAUUUAUGUAGUAUUCAUAUCGGCAGCUUAAAGCAUUGGAUUGGAGGUACCUACCGAGAAACAGCUGCUCCUUUUUCACCUGCAUUUUUGAUUUAAUGAACACUAAUGAGUCUAUUCAUGAAUUUCAUCAAAUGUACUUAAUAACCAAGAAGUUCUUAAACUGUGGGUCAUGGGGCCACUGCAGGUGAGGUGUGGAGGACCAGGGGAAAAACUCUGAGUGUAACUAAACUGAACAAUGGAAGUACAAGACUUUGUUGAUGUUACAUUGCUGACUUUGGAGGGUUUUUCCUUCAUUUUCUAUGACUGAUAAAAAAUGUGGGGUGCUGAGUGUGAAGUUUUUCAGUCUGAAGUAGGGUAAGGCAAACAAAAGCCUGCGAACCACUGACCUAGCACAACUGAACAACUUCCCCUAUAUAUCUGUAGUCCUUUGAAGAAGUUGUUUACAGCAGCAUGUUUAGACUGUCUUGUGUUUGAAUCCAGGUGAGGCCCCCGCAUGUUCUUCCCAUGCUUGAGUAGGUUUUUUCCCAGAGCUCUGGUUAAUCCCACCAUGUUGUAAAAGACACUCGCGAGAGUGUUUCUUAACCUGUGGAGUUUCACUUCCAGAUUGACAAAAAAAAAAAAGAGUUCACUUUCUAGAAAAGUGACAUAGGUAGCAACAGUUAGUAAAUUGUUCCAAAAUAAUAGCCUUUUGUAAUAAUUUUGAGGCAAGUGUAAGACAAUUAUAAUAUAUUCCAUCAUAUUCAUCAGUUUAGAAAGUUCAGAUUACUCUGAAAAAUGCAAUGGAAAAUACUGGUGUAUUUUAGGCUAUUUUAAACCGCUGAGAGGAAAAUUAACAAAAUAACAAAAAAUGUUCUGGGACUGAAAAGGUUAACAGGAAAAAAGGAGACAAACCUCAUGAUUUUCACUUCUGUUUUUAACUUGUGCUGUGGUUUUAAACCUGUGUUCACCCCCCGGUACUGCCUUGAAGAAAUUGUUUAACCUAUCUUCCUGUCAUUAUAAGGUUAUAAGGCAGGAAACCAGC
Molecule: messenger RNA, 14902 nt
Organism: Haplochromis burtoni (Burton's mouthbrooder)
Lineage: Eukaryota; Metazoa; Chordata; Actinopteri; Cichliformes; Cichlidae
Gene: best2
Product: bestrophin 2
Exons: 9
Coding region: 1015-2898 (627 amino acids)
Molecular function (GO): chloride channel activity
Source: RefSeq, a predicted model, not a curated record